This is a messenger RNA of Lymnaea stagnalis (great pond snail), 13311 nucleotides long. Lineage: Eukaryota; Metazoa; Mollusca; Gastropoda; Lymnaeidae. The record is from the annotation of a GenBank genome assembly.
CGGAUUUGAAAUAAAUUUAAGGAAAUCGAAUUUUAUAAAAUAUCUAUGCUUAUAUUUAAUAUUUAAUAAUUUGUGUAAGUAUUUUUAUACAUUUUAAUAAUAUAAAGUAUAAGAAUCAAUAGGCGAAAUAAAAUACCCGAUUUUUAAGUUUUUCCCGAAAUUCCUAAUGGCAUAUCAUAAGACCAGCACAAAAGUUUCAUCAUUCCCAUACUAUAAUUUCAAUUGAAAGCAAAUAUAGUUAGAAAUUAUAGAAGUUUAAGAAUAAUAUAACUAAUGUUAGAUUUUAUUUUGUAUAAAAAGCAUUAUUUGUAAAAUUAUACUUGUAAUUAAGAUGUAAAAAUGCUCUUUAUCCCAUUAAUGUUGGGCAUUUACUUUUAGUUAACAUGAUCUUGUCGUACUUAUGACAGUCAGUCACGUAAUUUUGGUAUAAUGAUUAAAUACAAAAAAAAAUUCUUGGUGGCUUAAAUGACUCGCAAAUCGAGAGCAUUAUCUUUUCUUGAAUUCAACCACGAGGUAAAACUAAUAACCGGUUUUUCCACAAUCUUAAAUAAAUUUAAUUGUUUUUUUGUUUUUUUUUUAAAAAAAACAUAACUGCUCAGCUAUUGUUUAUUCAAACGGCACAAAAUUUAAAGUUGACAUCUUUAACAUUUAAUAAGUUGUAGUUUUUUCCAAUCCAUAGUUUCGGAAAAAUGUAACUUAAUAAAGGGAAAAAAAAUGGAACUUUAAAAAAAAAAAGCAAAGGUCUUAUCAAACAAUAGUCAAGAAAAUUAUUAGAUAAAUAAUUUAAGAUGAAUGUGUGACCUAUUUGUUUGACCACUAAUUGAACUUUCAAGGGCGAUGAAAAUUUAGUAAAAAGUGUGUGUGUUGGGGUGGGGGUACAUUUUAAUAUGAAUAUCUCUAACGUAGUGUCUAUUCCGACCCAGCGACCAGAGGUGAGAGGUUGGGAUUUAAAAAAAAAAAGUUAAUGGUAUUGUUGGAUUUUGUAAGAUAAACUUUGGUAUCGAUUGAAAGAUUGUUAAAUGGACUAUAUGUUUGUAAACUUAGUUCUUCAGUUAAAGUAAAAUAAACUACCUCAAAUGACAUCCGAACAGCCUUUAGUCAAAAUGGAACCUGAUAUGCAUCGAUUAGAAUAGCGAAAGAGAGUUGACAUUAAAUGGUAGCUUCUAGCAAAAUAUUUUUGCAUAUUAGAUAUUAUGUGUCUAACGUUUCACACGCGAUUCAUUAUUAUAUCAUAAUAUAUACUCUUUUAAUUUUUUUUAUUUUUAUUACUUUUUUAGGUAAUUAAAAAGAAAUUAGAUGCUUAUAAUUAUUUUAAAUUAAUCAUGAAACACCGAUUUACUCUAGUUGGUUAUUUAUUAAAUCCCUUCCAUCGGUCAAUAAAAUGUUCAAUGCAAAUUUUGGUUAAAAAGCAUCCGAGUCCCUAGAUUGUAUGCAUCAACUCUACAGCUUAUAAUAAUAAUAAUAAUAAUAAGGGGUCUUAUAUAGCGCGGUACCCCAGCCUAGGGCUGGGCUCACCGCGCUGUACUUACACAUUUUAUCAAAAGAGACAUAGACAUGACAUUAAAAUAAAAUACAUUUAUGAAAUAAAAAAACAGCAAAAAAAUGUAUAUUCACCCACCCCACCACAAAUGACCGCUGCGGCUGUGGAGUAACUAGAUUUUGUGAGACGCAAGGUGGUCGUUGACUUCGCCACAACCCCCCCAAAAAAAAAAAAAAAAAAGAACGAUAAAUAAAAGUACACGUAGCUUUAAUUCAUAUUAUACAGGACAUGAAGUGGUUUAAAAAGUUCGCGCACUAUAAGGAAAACGGAUUUGAAACCAAAACAAAAAAAAACCCUCCUUAAAAAAAAGAACAAUUUUAGGAAUUACCAGUAGCUAUCAAGCUUAUAAGUUCCUCUUUCACUUCGACUUAUCUGUACGAUUACAGACGUGUACAAUUUGUUUUCAAUUUCAAUUUUAUAAAUAUUUCAGAGGAUGCAGUGACAUUUAAGAUCGUAUUUAUUAUAAAUGUGGGUUACUCUUUAAAUAAACGUUUUAAACAAAUACAUUUUAAUCAUUAUUAAAACGUUCUAUUAUCAAGGGUUUAUCAAUGGAUUGGAAAGUUGUGAGUAAUCACUUGAUCAUGGACGACAAGUAUUGUAGCCACGAAGAUGAACUACGUGUAAGUAUCUCAUAUUAAAACUUUUUCCCAACAAAUUUUUUUAAUUUUCUAAUAAUUCCUUUUGGGUCGACAAUUUUCAAAUAAAUUAAUCUCUCAAUUCACUUUAACGGAAUGGUUACUGUUUAAGUAAUGUUGCAGUAAUAUUCUAAGACAUCUGUCUGUCAAUGAAUUUUACAAUUGUUUAUAGAAAUGUAGAAUCGUUCCAAGUUAGCAAUAUCGUAAGAAAAAUAAUGGCAAAAUUUAAAAUUCCUAAGCGAUUUUAAACCGGCUUUCUGAGUUAAUUGAGAUAAUAAGUGGGGAAUAGCUGUCUACACACGGCUGCACUGUUGUUGAGUUAAUUGUGCUUAAUUGGUAGCUGCGGCGAUUGAAAAUCUGACGGCUUGUAUUUAUUAAAUUUGUAAAGAGAGAAUGGGGCUAAUUGAGAAAGAUCUCAAAGUAUAAUAUAGAUUUGAUUCGUAUAAAUUUUAAGAUUUAUAUUCAUUAUCAAAAUAUAGAUUUAGGAAUUUGAUUCGACUCUCAACAACAACUAUAUUGCAAACACACACACACACACGCAAUUACUCACACAUUCAUAACAAUGUUAUAAACUAAUAGAAAGUUGAUAAAAGUAACUAAAUAUUAAAUAGAAAAAUCGAAUCAAAUAACGGAUGGAUAAGUGGACGGUCAUAAAUGAAUGGUUGGACAGAUCGGAGGGUCCGCAGUUCGCCUGCUCUUCAUUUAAUGGAUGAAUCGAAGUGUUGAUUGUGUUGCUGGAUGUGUGUGUUUGGAUAAGUGAAAGGGGGAAGGGGGGGGGGCUGAAAGUAAUUUUUAUAAUAUAAGAAAAACAUUAAUUGCAAAUUGUCAAUUUUGUAAUUUUUUAAAACAUGGUAUUUUAUUAACUUUUGGGCCCGCGUUUUGUAAGAAAUGUAAUUAAAUUUAAUAAAUGAUGAAGUCAAUGGAGUUUUAUUUUUAAAUGCUAAAUUUAAAAAUGGAUAUUAUUUUUAUUUUUCACGUAAGAAUUAAACUUCGUAUGUUUCAGUUGAAUCAGCAUGUUGACUAUCAAAAUGUGGAAGCUACAACAUCUAACUUUUCAGGUAACAGCUUUGUUUUAACUAGUUGGCCUACACGACAAACUCACUCCCCACGUAGCACAUUAGGGAUAAUACGUGCUAUUUUUCUCGACUGUUCAUUGUCAUUUUUAUGCCUUAUAAUCACUUUACAAUGUAUACAAUUUUAAAAUACAUUUUUAAAUUUGUUUUUAUUGUUAAAAAAAAGAACUAUAUUUUUUUUUUCUUUUUCCCAGUGACGCUCAAGGACAAAGUCCGGGAAGAAUACGAGGAAGGUCUAACGGAUGUGUACACUUCACUCAUCAAGGACACAUUCGAAGAAAACCUUAAACUGAUUUGUGCGUUAAAUAUAGAAGUAUCGACUGAGUCUAACGAGGACAUUGAAGAAGAGUUUAUCAAAGUACUCGAUGGCCUAACUGUAACAGUUAGCUUUAUAAUUUCAAAAAUGCUCAAAUUUGAUGAGAAAAGAGUUAUUGGCCGCGUGUGUAAUGUUUAUAAAUAUACAAUUAGUGACAAUAAAGGCACAUGUCUUUGUCAGAAGUGUCAACACUCUGAAAAACCAAAGAUAGAAUGGGGGAAAGUGAUGAUCUUGACAAAAGCACAUCAUGUUGUUUCUGAUGAUCUGGAAGAGAUAGAAACCACGCGAAUUGUUUUGAGCGACGCUCGAGAUGGCCGCCCAGUGACCCUCGAUGCCGUGUCCAUCAAGAGAUCAAACCUGAACGAUGAUUGGUUGGAAGUGGAAUGUGUGUCAUGUGACAUUGGCUUGCUGGAUUCUUUACGGACGAUGCAAAACCGUUGCUCUAUGCUUUGGAAAAUUAUAAACACAAAAUAUAAAAAUAUUAAAGAUGGCGAUUCCAAAUAUUUUGCAACUCUUCCUUACAACAUGGACAACAGAUUUUACAACAAAAAUGUAACCAACAAACAUGGACCAACCGUUCAGUCGAAGCGGUCUUUUCGUCAAUGUUUCACCUUUGAGGGGUACGUCUUGUUUCAGAUUGAUUUAAGUUAACAUAAACCCUUUUGUCAGCUUAACCAAUGUUUUUUUGUUUUUUAAGCAAUAAAUACAAUUUUGAAUCUCACUGUCUUAAAUCGAAUAAACGUUUUUUAAUGAGACACUGCUAUAAGCAUACGUCACCACUGUAGAUUCAUACCAGUUACUUUCAAGUAGAUGGGAUCCUCUAUGCAAAAUAUAUAAAAGCUGAUAAUAUUUAGAUUGUUGGGAUGAUUAUUACCAUCCAUUUAACUGUUCACGACAUUUAUCAUAGAUCCCUGCAUACGUAAAGUUGAUAUUCAUGUUCAAUUAUGCGGUCAUUUUGGUAUGAUUUGCAAUUUGUUUAUUUGGGUUAUUAUUAUCUAAACGAUUUGCCAUGUCAUUUAAAGUUUGUUUUAAGCUUGUUAUGAUCUAUUAAAACACAACCACAUUUCAAGAUGAUGUUCUUGACGUUUCAGGUUUUCUUUCAUUGUAUCAUUUGCGUCAUUGAUAAUAGCGGUCAUCUCAAUUGCUACUGUGUGUGUCAAGAUAAGGAACGCUGAGGUAAUGAUGCCAUUGUGGAAUAACACUAUAUUUUUAGUCAUAAUAUGGUGAGGCUGCUUCCAGCUGUGCGAAGACAUAUUUUAAGACCAAGAUUGGAUAUGUAUGAAAUAUAGAACUAAUGGAAUGAUCGUAAAGAGGCUACAGAGCCCAAAAUACCAGUUGAAUCUUUCGAUCUGCAUAUUGAUCAAUCCCACCGAUUUCAUAUAUUUAUAAAUUACCAGUUUUUCUAUAACUUUUGUCACUUUGAACGAUAAUACUAUUUGGAAGUACAAUAAAAAGAACCUUAUUGUUGAGCGCCAAAUGGGAACCAAAAUGUUAUUGUAGUCUAACACCCCGCCCUUCACCCACAAAAAACAUGCUAAAAAAACAAGAAAACAAGUUUUUUAAUAAGUUAGUAAUUACUUUAUAUAAACAUACAUAUAUUUAUUUUAAUUAACGAUAUGUUUUACCGAUGCAUUUUCAGUAGCAUCUGAUUCAAUUAUUUGAAAGUAGGCACAACUUUAUUUAGAGUCGUUUCAUUGAGUUGUUUAUUUUUACUGAUCCAAUGCAUCAUUCAGUUCCGAUCUGAUGACUUCAUCUCAGCCUCAGCAAAAAAUAAGAUUUGUUUAUCUUGCACUCAUUCUUCACUGUUUGGGAAACUUGAAGAAAUCAACAAGAUGUUGGAAGAAGUAACCAGAGCUACCCAUGACACCCUAGAGGUACGCCAAAGCCAUGUUAGAAUGUUCUCUUUCGUGUCAUUAAAAAAUUAACCUAUAAUUAUGUCGAUAUUGUCGAUGAGGAUAUGAUAAAGAUUGCGGUGCACUCUGAAACUGUUGGUUUCGAGGGGGAAAAACAACAACAGCACUAACAGCGACAGUGUUGUAUCAAGCGAUAACAAGACGUUCGGGAGGUUAAUAGACAUAAUCAGUUAUUUUACUGGAGAAAUUAUGGGCUUAUCUUAUUCAAAGUCAUCGAGAUAACUCGUUCCACUGAAUUGGCUGUGAGGAAAUAUUCAGCACGUAACAUAGUCAGUUUGUUGGUUGACCGGGGGGGGGGGGGUAUUUUUUUUUUUUAAUUUUACGUUUAACACAUUAACUGAAAAUUAGGAUUUUAAUUUUUUACGAUAACAUAGUCAGUUUGUUGGUUGACCGGGGGGGGGGGUAUAUUUUUUUUUUAAAUUUACGAUUAACACAUUAACUGAAAAUUAGGAUAUUAAUUAUUUACGAGUGUAUCUUGAUGUUGUUUCGGGAAGAGGGUACAUUUACUUUGGUUUCGUGUUAUUUUAUUUUUAACUUUUGAACAUUUUAAUUUUUUUAACGAUCUUAAACCAUUCCUAAAUUUCAGAAUUCAGUUCAGCCACAGAACACAAAAUGUAAGUAAUUUAUGUGAAUUAGGUGAUAGUAAUCUAUAUUGUGCACCUAGGUUUUAAGUUUUUAAAAAAAUGACUUUAAAAAAAAAAUAAAUAUACGAUCAUUAACAGUCGAUUCCUUUUUAUUGGUUGUUUUAAGUGAUCCAUAAUCUAACACUUUUCUCAAUCGAUAUUUUUUAAGGUGUCAAGAAAAUGUGAAGAAAAUAUUAAUAUAUGUAAUGCACUUUAUAUAGUGUCUUAUUGUAUUAUUUACUUUCCUUUAAUAAAUUAUUAUUAUUUUGUAUUUAUAAAAUGUUCGUACACAUUGUCACUGUUUAAGUAAGAACAAGAUGUUUCUAGCUUGUAUAAAAUAUAUAGAAUGUAUUUACUCUCUCUCUCUCCACAGCGCAUACUCCAUCAAGCGCUCACAUACACCUUCAAUCACCACCUAAAAUGCCAGGAACUGAAGGUGACAACGGUACGUCAUGUUGCAGUACAUUCAUUUCAAAAUAAAUAUUGAUGAGUCACAAUAUUACAUUUUAUUUUCUUCUUGUAGAAUUAAUUUUUUAUGCAAUAAAAUAAUAAAUUAAGGCUAUUAAUCUGACAGGUCUUAUCAAUAUUUAAAAAUAUGUUUUUAUACAUGUUGUAAAAUACAUGUAGGCAUACUUAAAAAAAGAUCGGACAUCCAACAACAUACCACUUCAAAUCAAGAACUUGUACAUGCUGUAAAAAAAAAAAAAAAUUGUUUGAUAAAUCCCAUUUUUCGUCUCAGAGCCAAACUUCAGCAACAAAGACCACAUUGAGGCCAAGUUGCAGGUACCGUCUGAUGAUUCAGGCGCUAGUCAACACGCUCGCGGCAUUCACGUCGGCGACAACGGCAUUCACAUUUUAUACUCAGGUAGGACUGAUGAUAUAUUUCAAUAAGGUUAUUUAAUGUAAAACAGAAGCUUUAGCUAAAAGCAUGUAUUUUCCCCAUUUAAAUCAAAGUAAAUUAUUGUUUAUUUUGAAGUUUUUGUUGCCUUUACUUUGAAGUUAACAAUACAUCUUUUUAUUUUAUAUAUAUAUAUUUUUUGGCUGUAGCAAUGUUUUCUUUAAAAUUCACAUAUUUUCCAGGACUCUACUACAUCUACAGCAAGGUUGAUUUUAAAACGAACACAACAAAGCCUUCAUCAGAAUUCGCUUACCAGGUAGGAAUGGAUGAAAUUGAUAAAAUUGUGUACAUUUAAUUUCAUAUCAAAAAUGUUUCAAAGAAAAUGUAAAAAUUAAGCAAUAUUACAUUAACUUAUUUAAUUCAUUGAUAUAUUAUAAAACCUUGCUCUUGUUUUAUAAUCAGUGAGUAUUUAUCAAUGUAAUUUGAAAUGUAAUUACUGGUGUGUAAAGCUGGCCUGCCGUCAUUCUACUCUUCUUGUGCGAGUAUAUAUUAUUUCUAUUUGUUUACAAUAAAGCUUGAAGCAACUGAUAAAAUAAUUGGAACAAUUCUACUCAUUAGAAAAAACAUUUGUUCUUACUUAUAGAAGCACUCCGACGCAUCGAGAUACAUUUUUCUUUUUUUUCACAUAGUCAGGAUUUUAUUCUGCACUCUUAAAACAUUUUCGUCUUUUCAAAAUCACAUUCUUAUUGCACAAAGGAUUUUAUUUUUAUAUUACACUGCUCAUUUCCCUUUUCGUGGACUUGAAGCAAUAAGUUUAUGUAAACGUUUCGUUUGUUUGUUCUUCCAUACACCAGACCUGGUUUCAUUACGUUCAUCGGAUAAGCCCCAACAGUCCAAUGAACAGCGGGGUGUUGCUGAGGACUGUGUUCACAGCGUGUCCGUUCUGCAAUCGAAUUGACGAGUCUGGCUUCACAGGUUUGUAGAGAUUUCUUUUUUUUUUUUUAACGUGUCGUUCUCUCUCUCUCUCUCUCUCUAUCUCUCUUUCUCUCUCUCUCUCUCUUUCUUUCUUUCUUUCUUUGAGAGAGAGAGAGAGAGAGAGACUCUCUCUCUCUCUCUCUCUCUCUCUCUCUCUCUCUCUCUCUCUCUCUCUCUCUCUCUAUAUAUAUAUAUAUAUAUAUAUAUAUAUAUAUAUAUAUAUAUAUAUACGUAUGUCGUAUUAUAAUACAAUUUACAACCGAUUAAUUAAGAAAAAAGUAUUUAAAUGUAGGGAUUUUUAUGUGCGUUAUGAAAAUUUCCGAGCAAGAUUAAGGCAAUUAGCCAAUCGCUCCCGUUUUAGCCCAGGUAUGAGAUGUAACAAGCGUAAGUUUUGUUCGUUUUUAAAGCAUCUUUGAAAACAUCCUCUAGUCACUUGGGUCGUAAUCAGUUUAGUUAUCCAUGUUUUUUAAAGGUCAUUAUGUAGGGAUUUUAGUACUAAACUAAUACCCAACCCUUAACCUCGAUGUUAUAUUGUCGUAUAAUAUUAAUAGCAAAAAAAAGGUUCAAGCUUAAUUUCUAUGCUGACUGGUUGAACAUCUGAGCAAAUCUCCGAUUUUGUUGACUGAAUAAACAACUGUGGUUUAUUAAUAAUGCGCCGAUGGUAGGCGUCUCUGAUGACGAUAAGAAAACACUUAAGAUAAUCGGCUAACGUAAGAGACCGAUAAUUAAACUGAAGACACAAUAAAGUGCAGAUUUUCAGUGUCACAAUAACCCUCUUGUUAAAAUGCAUGACGUAUCUAAUCGAGCCAGUGCCAAAAGAUGUAAUUAUUACGUUCUAACCUUGUCAUCCGACUUCUAUGUAACACAAUUCUUUUGAAAAAAAUCUAUCGUUACACGCCUCAUGUACUCACCAAAGGACUCUUUUCAAUAUGCUACAUUUGUAAGUACACGCAUGACGAUACAUAAUUACUUUAAAAAAAUCAUGUUCAGAGCUUACACCGCGAAAGGGCAGAGCGGUGGAUUCAAAGUAGAAUGGUUAAAGCAUCGUAUAGCUCUCUUAGGCGGACAGCACUUCGGUCGUCACUCAUUUAUCGCUCUCAAUCAGUUCCAGACUCGGCCGCGAUACAUGAAUUUCCGAGAAGAAGGGUUCUUUAUUUAUAAAUAGAAUACAUUCGUAGAGUUGGAGCUUAGAAAACCUGUUCACUACCCUCUGAAUACGGCUUUUAAAAUUAUUAGACAAUUGGGGCGGUGGGGGGGGGGGGCUCGAGCACAUAAGUCUAGAGUCGCCACGUACAGCAAUUUUGAUAGUAAUACUGACUCAGACGAUCCAGUGCGAGUUCACUACCCUCUGAAUACGGCUUUUAAAAUUAUUAGACAAUUGGGGCGGUGGGGGGGGGGGCUCGAGCACAUAAGUCUACAGUCGCCACGUACAGCAAUUUUGAUAGUAAUACUGACUCAGACGAUCCAGUGCGUGUUGUAUACUUUUCACCAUCUCGAUCAACUUUUUAAUGCAUACACGUUUAUUAAAUGGGGAAAAAAACGGGAUACAGUGAAACCGUGGAAUUCGAGGCGCGAAGGGGCGAGGGACUGCUGUACCUCUCUAAUCACUCGAAGGGUCAGUGUAUUUUAGAAUGUACUUUUAAUUGAAUCCUCGAAGGGCGCUUAAUCGCGCAGUGUAAAUACAAUCAGAUUGCCAAUGUACGUUAAACUUUAGAUGCUGUUUUAAAUACUAAACAAUAGAUUUAAGCUUCGAUGAAAAUAAAUCUUCAGCGCACGCUAACCAUUUAAAAUGCACUUAUGAUCCGAUUACUGUUUUGGAAAAAAUAAACUAUAGAAUAUAGAUUUGCAUUUACAUAUUUUUUUUUCCAGGUGGUAUUUUCCAUUUGCAAGCCGGAGACAAAAUUCAGGUGUGUUUUUCCGGACAAGGCUUCAUUGAUUAUGAACCGAAUACUUCAUUCCUUGGACUCUUCAUGUUAGUUUCUCCACAAGAUCAUCACCUUGACGUCGGUGUGUGAGCUCAGUAGCAACUCGGUGUGAAGCAAAGAUGAUCAGUAGGUAGGUCCAAGACCACGGUUUUUAGGAAACUCUCGACGCAUCGUUAAAAAAAAAGAUUUGCAGAGAUAUAUAUACAACUUUAUUUCAUUUAAUUCGCAAAUUUCAUCUGUGUCAAAAAAAUAUUCUUCUGUAUGGUCAAGUCUUUCACUUCAUUCCGUUCGGCAGUACAUCAUACAGCAACAGUCACCAAUGCAACAAACAUCAACCGGUUCGUUGUAAACAAAAGUUUAUUUAACCACAAUUCACAAACCAAGGUUGAUACUUAAUGUUGGAGCAACAAUCGAAUCCUUUCAGCACAACUCUUCAUUUAAUUAACCGCAAUUCCCAAACUAUGUUUGAUACUUAAUUUCUGAGCAACAAUUAAAUCUUCUCAGCACAGCACUUAGCAGUAUUCAAUUCACAACAGUCAAUGUAGCACAUCCGCCAUCCAUCUUCUCUAACACCACUAAAACUAACGCGUCACUUCCAAUUACACAAUUACGUCACAACACUCUCACACAAACGAUACGACUGCACAUAAAAUCUCUAACUAACAUCUUUUCCCUAUCAAACAUGACAACAACGCUCUACACAUAACAACAGUGAUUCUCAUACCCUUGACAAUCUGCCAUAUUUCUCCACAAUGGCACUAAUAUGUGGAAAUGUAUUUUUUUAGCUACAAAUAUUUGUUCACGACUUUAGUUAUAUACUCGGUUUUUCCCAAGGUUAUGGCCUUGGACAUAGCAUCAACAUAUCCGUCUCUCUAACAAAUCACUACGUUUUGGUUGAACCAUUUAGCUGCUCUGGGGACGCUGGGCACGUUAUCCCAUUAGUAAUUUAAGCUGGAUCAUAUAUUAUAUAGUACAACUUGUUGUCUGUCGAAAAUUGUUUCUUUUCUGGUGGGUACCUUAAUACCCUUUAUAUUUCAAGCUAGCUUAAGAAUAGUACGCCUUGGUGUCUAUAUUGAAUAGUACACAUUGGUGUCUAUAUUGAAUAGUACACCUUGGUGUCUAUAUGAAAUGUGUUUACCCAGAUAGCGUGUACCUUAUCACAAUUUUAAUUGCGAGCUUGCUCAUAUUCCCGUCACAUGGUUGACAUAAAAGGAUGAGUAAACGUGUAAAUAAUUUAUCAACUGUGUUAAUUAAGCGAUAAAUACUAAUCAUAUAAGUUUAAAGAUUUGUAAUUCGAACUCUAGAAAUAUUUAAAUUAUUGAAUUAUUUUUUUUUUAUUUCGUUAAGGUUCCAGGAGCAAUUCAACAGGAAGUCCACCCGAGUAGUAAGCUGCGACUUCAUUAGCCUACAACAAGAAUAACAGAAAUACUGACCCUUUCGUUUCGAUGUUGACUGAUUCCAUAGGACUUAAUUGGGAUGAAUUUGAAAAUUCAACUUGAAUAUUUAUCUGAAUUAUUUUUCUGGAGACCAUUUAUUAAGAAUUAUUAAAAUUAGCCCCUUUUUGAAUUAGCUCCUGUCGGGAAUAAUAUUUUAUUUUAAUUCAUAAACGGUGAUGGAUUUGGCGUCGGUGAAAAAUAUUUUGUUCCUUUUAGAGUAAUUUACUUAUAGUUUAUACGACUAUAUUAGUUUCUUUUACUCUAAAUUACAAGAGUUAUUUCAAAUCUGGCAUAAAAUUAUUGAAGAAAAUGUAAAUUUUGAUUGAUACUUUAAUGAAGUAGUUUUCGACAGGAUCCCUAAAUUAGAUGUACGCUUAUGAUGCUUUAGAACGUUUUUUUUUUUUUUAAUUCAGAAUGCCAAACCAAGCGACGAAGGUUAAAGUGAAUAGUAAAAAAUAAAGCAUUCGUAAGCUGUAUAUAAAUUAUUGUUGUAUUACUUUGUUGUAUUUUAAAAAAUAAAAUUGGCUAUCCUAUGAUCAUAAAUAUCUGACAUGUAUUUACUCAAUUUUUAAUUUUUAUAUAUUUUUUUUACAAUUUUGAAGUUUUAAUUCUUUGUACUUAAUAAAUACGUUAUCUUACAGGUCCCACUACAGGACAAAUUUGUCGAUUUCAUAGGUUACAUGUUGUAUAAGAUAUGCAUGUACAAUUUUAUAACAUGUAUAUUUGAAUGCAUACGUAUUGUUUCACUGUGAUAGCACAUUUACACAUUAUUUCGGUGUUAAUGUUAUUCUGUCAUUGGCAUCGAUGUUUAUGUUUAUACAUAAAAUAUAUGUUAUCUCUUUUUAAUUGUUAUACUUUGCUUUUACAAUAGGAUUAAAAAAAUAACAUGUCAUUAAAUUACUAUUUAAAUUAGCAUAAAAGUAACUUAUAUAAAAAAAACAUGUAAUAUUAUGUAAUUUCAAUAAUUAAAUGUGUUUCAAAUGUAGUCUAUUCUAAUAAUUCCCUUGGAUGAGAAGGUUUUUUUUUUGUUAAUUAUAUUAAAUUUAAAAACAUCUAAUUCUCUGUGUCCGGAAAACAGGGAACCCAUUUGAUAAUGAUUGGUUAAGGGAGAGCGCUUCUUCUUCUUCUAUAUAUUAAGGGCCCACGAUCAAUUUAUUGAUCAUUUUGGCUCCUAUGCAUCUAGAGGGGAUUUGCAAUGUUUCUGUGCCUGGGACUGAUGAGGAUAUUUCAAUGAUUACAAGUGCUACUUUGUGAGGGAAUCAUGCAAUGGGAGUUGGAAGACUUGAGGCAAUAGACGCAAAUGUGUCUAGUGUUGUCGCCUCAACUGUUUCUUUUGAAAGCUUGUUCUUGAAGCCUGUGUUAAAGUUGCUGUUGGACACUUCUAACGAAAGCUAUAGUUUUAAAAAAACGUUAUAUGCUGUUAGAGUUUUUGAAUCUUAAAAAAAAUUGAUGAAUAUUUACCAUCUGAUUUUUAACAUUGCAAAAAAAGGUUCCCAUUUUUUUCCCCGGACACAGUAUUGCAUGUUUAUAUCCCAUAUUUUGCAGUAUUUUUAUGAAUAUACACUUUUCACUGAAUAUUUAAAAAAAAUAUAUAUUCUCUUUCUUAUAAAGCCCUGUUUUAAGUGUGCAUGAAAGCUAUUCAAUUGUUUAUUGCAUCAAAUACAUCAUUAUCUAGCUUUAUAAAAUCUUAAAAUUAAUGGCAGGUUUUGAGGAAAACUAUUUCAACAAAAACUAAAAAAAUGAUGCAAAAAAAAACAAAAACACUAUCAAGUAUCUCGUUUGAUCUUGUUUUCUAUCAAUUUUUUUCUUUUAAAGAAUUGUUUGAUUUUUUACUAUAAUCUGUGUUAAGCUUUCAAGAUUUUAUAUGCUAACUCCACAUGAAAUUUACCGAAUUGAACAUUUUAAUUUUACAUAGCUGCUAUAUCUUUUACAGAUUGGUUCUUUCAACUUUCCAACUUUCUUUUCGUUAUGCUGAUUUUUUAAAUUUUUUAAUUUUUUUUUUGUUAAAAGGAAUUGGGCUUAAAAUUUUGUCUGUUA